Ichthyophthirius multifiliis is the source of this 369-nucleotide messenger RNA. RefSeq names its product protein kinase domain protein. NCBI's taxonomy places the organism in Eukaryota, Ciliophora, Oligohymenophorea, Hymenostomatida. The transcript has 2 exons. Gene Ontology annotation, biological process: protein phosphorylation; signal transduction. The record is from RefSeq and is a predicted model, not a curated record. Gene Ontology annotation, molecular function: protein serine/threonine kinase activity; ATP binding. Gene Ontology annotation, cellular component: cytoplasm.
AUGCUAUGUAUAACUAAAUAUAGCACAAAAAUAGAUAUUUGGUCUUUUGGAUGUAUUUUAGGUGAAUUAGUAACAAAUAAACUUUUAUUUAAAGGAAAAAAUGAAGGAGAUUAAUUAAUUUAAAUUUUUAGAUUAUUAGGUUUUCUCAAUUAAGAAGAAUAUGAUUAUUUUAGUUAAAAAGUUCCUUUUGAUUCUAAAAUUUUUGAAGAAUUUUAAAUAUAUGAAAAACAGUUUUCACAUUUAGAAAAAUCAGAUUUAUUACUUGAUUUAUUGUAAAGAUGUUUAUAAUUUUGUCCUGAAAAAAGAAUUUCUGCGUGCGAAGCAUUAAAUCAUCCUUUAUUUUAAGAAAUAUAAGAAAAAUAUUCAUGA